Striga asiatica is the source of this 528-nucleotide messenger RNA. The record is from the annotation of a GenBank genome assembly. NCBI's taxonomy places the organism in Eukaryota, Viridiplantae, Streptophyta, Magnoliopsida, Lamiales, Orobanchaceae.
AUGGCUGCACGUGGGUUCCCGGCCAAGGCGGCAAGCCUUGCGCCACCACCGUCGGCCACUGGAAUUUCGCCGGAAAUAAUUAGUCUCAGGAAGAAAAACGGUGUGGCUAAUGGAACCAAAUGGUGCUGGCACGUUGUGGCAGCCGUUGGUUUUAAGGGGAAAAGGCAUAAGAUUCCACAUGAUAUGAAUCCUCAGAUUGCAGCUAUUAUUGUAUCUUGCUGGGCCAAGGUCAAGAGAGGUGGUGUCGAGAGGUGGCCGGAUGAAAUCUCCCCUUUUAACGAUGUUAGCUCGAAGGGCUAUGCAUCCUUAGAUUCUGUUAGCUCGAGAAAGCAUUUUGCUCCCUCUAUCGCCAGCAAUGUUGCCAACUGGCCACUGUCCUCAUCAUCCGCCACGUCAUCCACCCUUGUUUUGUUGGUUCUGACCUGGCCCUCGAUUCCCGUCCACCGCCACCUGAAGCAGCAAGUCAAACACCUUUUGGAAGCUAUUGUUCCUGCGUACACCUCACAAACUUUGUCUUCUCCUUCAUAA